AUGGAAUCUAUACACCAACAAACUGCAGAAACUAAACCUAAAAAUGAAAGUGUACAGCUGAUACUACUACCGGAUAUAACCGAAGAGUCAAGAGUAGCCCACGAAAAGUUAUCAGAAGAUGUUUUGGGAGGCAAUAUAAAACCCAUGGAUGAGAAGUGUUUGCAUUGUCUGUGUAAAACCAUUAACGAUUGCCAGCCGAUAAAAUGUUCGAAAAAUUAUACAUGUGGUAUAUUUGAAAUUUCACACAACUAUUGGUUAGACAGUGGCAAAAUUGUAUUACAAGGCACGUCAAAUUACUAUACCGGCAAUGAAGGCGAGUUUAAAGAUUAUCUGCAAUGUGUCAAUGAUGACGUAUGUUCCCGUCAAACUGUAAUUAAUUAUAUGCAACGCUACCGAGCUGAUUGUAACGAUGAUGGUAUCAUCAACUGUUAUGAUUAUAUUUCACUUCACUUGCUGGGUCCAAAGGGUUGUGGGAGUAAAUCGAUUUCACUUUAUCAUAAAAUGCGUAUGAAUUUAUGCCUAAUGAAUUAG
Musca vetustissima is the source of this 531-nucleotide messenger RNA. Its product is annotated as lysozyme-like. The transcript has 3 exons. The coding region runs from base 1 to 531 and encodes 176 amino acids. Lineage: Eukaryota; Metazoa; Arthropoda; Insecta; Diptera; Muscidae. Gene Ontology annotation, molecular function: lysozyme activity. The record is from RefSeq and is a predicted model, not a curated record.